ACAUUUUGUGCACUUUAACGUCCGAAGCCUACUACCGAAGAUCGAUGAGAUACGCCUGUUGGUUUGCAAAUCAGAGGAUGCCCGGCAUCAGAACAUUCCAGGCAUUCCCGUGAUUGGCAGAUAGCAGGUUGAUUGGCAUGUCGGACCCCGCGAACACUGGGUACUGGUAAUUACAACACAACCACCUACUAGCCUAACACAUAACACACGCUGUCUGUGCGGGUCGCUACAGUAUUUAUGCACUUUUGUAGAUCACUUGCUCUGACCCAAAUUAUAAAAGAUCCCACCAGGGUAUGUGAAACAGUGCAAAGUACAAUUGACUUAAUAUUGGUGUCUGAUACAUCUAAAAUAUCACAGAGUGGAGUAAUAGUCUAUGGAAUCAGUGAUCAUUUUAUUACAUUUUGCACAAGGAGGAUUUUUAAAGUUAUAUUUAAGUGUCACAAAACCGUUAGAACCAGAGGACUCAACAAAAUACUGUAUAGAAAAGUUUAGGGAAGAAGUGGGUAAAAUUGACUGGUCACCUGUGCUAGAUAGUGUAGGGGUAGACAGUGCCUGGGAAGUCUUUAAAUGUAGAUUCCUUGAUGUGGUGAAUGUGAUGGCUCCCAUUAGACGGGUCAGGGUAAAGCAGAGAUCUAGCCCUUGAUUUAAUCAUGAUAUUCUAGAAUCUAUCCAAGCAAGGAAUAAGGCCUUUAAGAAAUGUAAGAACUCUCAAGAGCAGCAUGAUUUUGUCCUAUAUACACAUCACAGAAAUGAAGCACAGAGCAGGAUGGAUGAAGCUAAGAGGGGUUACUUUGCUGAGGAAAUAAUUGAAAACAAAAAUGACCCUAAAAAGCUUUGGAAAUCAUUUAAGGAACUAGGCUGUAGUAGUCCUACCAAAAACAAACUAAACAGUAUUGGACUGAACAUCAAAGGGGAGAUGGUAUAUGAAAAAGCAGAGGUUGCUAAUGAAUUCAACUCUUUUUUUAAAACUUUUGUUGCCAGCAAGCUGGUUAGCAAGCUGUCCUACAGAAGGCCUUUGAUACAGUUAACCACUGUCUCCUAAUCUCCAAACUGGAGGCACUGGGGUUAAGCAGUAUCCCUUUAGGCUGGGUAAAGUCUUAUUUAUCAGGAAGGGAGCAAGUAGUAGAGGUUAAUGGUUCACUGUCUCAGGCAAAACCAAUGAGUUGUGGUGUUCCACAGGGGAGCGUGCUUGGGCCUCUGCUGUUUUUAUUGUAUAUUAAUGAUUUGAAAGAUGCUUGUUCUUGCCGUCUUUUUCUUUAUGCAGAUGACUCUACACUUCUGGUGUCUCACAAAAGUUAAACUAUGUUGGAGAGCAUACUUACUAACAUGUUAGUAAGCACAGAGCUUACUAACAUUAGCAAAUGGCUUGGAGAUAAUAAGCUAUCUCUGCACUUAGGGAAAACUGAAGCAAUUCUUUUUGGAUCCUGACCUAAACUGUGUAGGUCGUCUGAAAUCAGAGUGGAGUUAGGGGGUGAGGUGCUGACUACUAAAACCUCUGUUAGCUACUUGGGAUGUAUCCUUGAUGGAAGCUUGGGAGGUGUGAGCAUGGCCAAUAAGGUGCUAGAGAAGGUUAAUGCCAGGACUAAGUUUUUGGCUAGAAAGUCCAAGCUGUUUGUUAAGGACUCCAUGAAAGUGCUAGCUACUGCCCUCAUUCAAUGCCAUUUUGACUAUGCUAGUACUUCCUGGUUUGGGGGCUUUUCUAAACUCAUGAAGGGGAAGCUCCAGAUAGCCCAGAAUAAGCUGAUCAGGGUAGUAUUGAAGGUGAGUCCACGUACUCACAUAGGCAGGAGCUGCUUUCAGGAACUAAACUGGCUGCCUGUUGAGGCUAAGGUGUCCCAGAUUAGACUAGGUUUGGUUUACAGGAGUAUUUAUGGUCCUGCGCCCAGAUAUCUAAGUGAUUACUUUCCUCGUGUUAGGGAUGCACACAAUCACAGCACCAGCUCAGGUGUUGCUGAUAUGUGCUUAUACAGGUUCAGGAGUAAUGCUGGGAAAGGUACUUUCUUGUAUACUGGAGCCUCAGAAUGGAAUGAGUUACCUCUGCCUAUAAAAACAACGUCCUCUCUGGACAGCUUUAAAAAUAAAGUCAAAAUAUGUUUGAUGUCCUCUGUGCCCAUAUGAAUAACCCCUAUGAUGUAACUGGAAUGAGAUAGAUGUUCUUCUUUUAUGUUUUUGUUUUAAUAUUUCACUGCCAUACUGUGUUCGAUCUUGUCUAGCCAUCUUGUCUCAAGAGGACCACAAUGGAAAUAAGUCCCAGACUUUUUUGUGUGUUAUCCUCAAUGAUUUUAUUCAUGUGCAUGUGUGGCUUUUAAGUUUUAUGUGUGCUUGUUUUUGAAAAUGGUCAAAUGAAUAAACUAAACUUCUCUGGGGUAGGCUAACUCUGAGCUUUCUCAUAUAUCCUGAAUGAAGUGUCUAAUUUGCAGGGCCUCCCGGGUGGCGCAGUGGUCUAGGGCACUGCAUCGCAGUGCUAACUGCGCCACCAGAGUCUCUGGGUUCGCCCCCAGGCUCUGUCGCAGCCGGCCGCGACCGGGAGGUCCGUGGGGCGACGCACAAUUGGGCCAGCGUCGUCCGGGUUGGGGAGGGUUUGGCCGGUAGGGAUUUCCUUGUCUCAUCGCGCUCCAGCGACUCCUGUGGCGGGCUGGGCGCAGUAAGCGCUAACCAAGGGGGGCCAGGUGCACAGUGUUUCCUCCGACACAUUGGUGCGGCUGGCUUCCAGGUUGGAGGCGCGCUGUGUUAAAGAAGCAGUGCGGCUUGGUUGGGUUGUGCUUCGGAGGACGCAUAGAUUUCGACCUUCGUCUCUCCCGAGCCCGUACGGGAGUUGUAGCGAUGAGACAAGAUAGUAAUUACUAGCGAUUGGAUACCACGAAAAUUGGGGAUAAAAAAAAAAAAAAAGAAGUGGCUAAUUUGCGAGUUAAGGACCAUUGAAAUCAGAUCGAUAGGAGUGGGGGAAAAAGGGGCUUGUGUAUUGAUAAGCACAUCAAAGACGUUAACAAUCGAUCAAAUAUGACACUUUUGCCCAUAAGAUGGCUCUAAUUUUGACUAUUUUACAACAUAGCCUGAUGAAAUUUGCAAUAACUUUUCUAGAGUAAAGGCGUCCCCAUACAUAGGUUCAGUUUGCUCCUAGCAGAACUCAGCUAGGUGAUGCAAACUUCUGUGCUCUCACUACCUAAAGACCUUCGCUUGAGAAACUAGAAGAAAGAAGCAAUAUUACUGUUUGUCUCUCUUGAGCCACCGUAGUAACAAUAUAGCCAUAAACACUUCCUCAAAAUAGAUACAACAAGAAAUCUGUAUUGAAUUUUUGAUGUUUUUGCAGAGGAGGUCUUAGUCACGCAAUUACACAUCAGUUUAGUGCAGUACUUCUCAAGUGAAUGAUUGCAAACACUUCGUUGAAGAAUCCCGUCCAUAGUUCCCACCCCUACUGUGAACCAAUCACUGAUGAAGGGGUGUAGACUUCGACUACCAAACUUCGACUUGCCUCAACAAAAAAAUUGGUGUACGCGAACAGCGUUCACCAAAAUGAACAUAAACUUCACAAAAUGUAUAAGCUUAAACUGUUUCGACUGGGAAGCAUGUGACAGCCUUUUACGGAAGGUGGACGAGCAAAAUCCACCAUCGUAGUACGGGUGAAGUCUGAGCUGGAAUGUGAAGCUAACUGAAGCUGGCUAAAUUUAAUAGACCCUGAGUAGAUUUAGCUUGCUUCUUGGUAUACCACUCUGGGAAUACCCUGGACUUACGACAUGGGCUCUAUGCUACAUUAUGGACAGAACUGUUCACUACUCUAUACUAUGGAUGCACAUGACCACUGUCUAUACUGCACUAUACAUGAACACUAACACUGUCUACACUGAUUCCCACAGCAGAUAUUUAUUUUCUGUCAAUGGGGAGCCCACCAUCAUAGCCAAGAUCCACAACAAGAUAUCAGAGAUGGGCCAGAGAACACAUAGGACUGAACUAAACAUCCAGAAAGUCUGACUGCUCUACAACUGUGGCUGUAUGACAUGCCAUACUCUUUUUGACCAGACGGCAUCAGAUUCAUGGCCUACACAUACUAAGACAGAGGAGCGCUGUUUUGUUGUCUCAGAUGCUUUAUCUGAGGUUGAUGUGUCUUUCUGUCAAAAAUGUACAACUGCAGCCCACAUUUCAGGGUGUUCCUGCAUCUGCUACAUUAUGCACAGUACUGUUCACUAUAUACUAUGGAUGCACCUUAACACUGUCUAUACUGCACAAUCUGUUGUUGAGGUUGAAUACUUAACAACAAGUGGUCACACCUGCAUCUGUUCUGGUGACACAGGAGUUUGAAGUGGAGGGAGUACAGGGCUUAGCAAGUCCUUCAAGGAGGCUUGAAUAUUUUCAGAAGGAGUCGGGUAAUUGGUUAAGGGAGGAGGAUUGGAGGGAAAGAGAGAGGAGGUUGAAAAGACUGAGGGAGGCAGAGGAUGGGUUUGUAUCUGUUGAAGAUAGAAAUGGCAAGGGAGAGGGUAUGUCGAGGAAGAUUGGUAUCAAGUUAUAACAGAGUGGGCCGGACACCAGUUUGAGUUCUGGAGGUGAAAUGGAAGGGGUAGAAGGUGUUGUAUGCAGAGGAAGUGUAGAAGGUAGUGGAGGGUGGAUCAAGUAUGAGGGAUUCUGAGAGGAUCCCUGUGAAUAGAAGAUCUUUGCCAGAACAGAGGGAUAGGCCAAUGAGUGAAAAAUGUUUCAGUGAGGUUGGCUUAGCAUGCAUAGCAAUUGUUAUCAGCUGUAACGCAGAGAUGACACGUAAGUCAUAGAAAAUAGAGGUUGUGGUGGCAGCUGCAGAGAUGUACUUGGGGGUACGAGAUUCGAUUUCAGAAGUGUUACAGGGUGUGUUGAGUAGUAGUGUCUCGCCCUCUCGGGUCGUUGGCCUGGGGUAGGAUAAGACAGGGUUAAAGUAGUGGAAUAAGGUGAUGGGUUUUAAUGAGUGUAGGGUUAGUUAGUAGAGUCAUUACAUUUUUCACGUUUCCCCUUUCCCAUGUUGUAUCACAAAGGUAAUGGAUUCAUACUAUAGUUCAGUAGAGGGCGAUAAUGCAACAUAUUGGAUGCCAACCGUCUUUAAACCUCACAGAAGAAGAAGGAGAAGGAGAAGAAGGAGAAUGCACCUGUUCUUUUGUGAUUGCUGCCCUGCCCACUAUUUGACUGGAAGUUGAGCUAUUGCACACAUUUGUUUGUACUGUUUCUUUGGUUGUUUUCUCCCAAAUCUUGGGGGACAAUCGUUGUUGCAACAUGGUUUGGUUUCUGAUUCUCAUCUGGUUUGUCCAAGUGGGCAGUGUUCCGAUCACCAAUUUUACAAAUGCUACUACUUCAAAUGCUACUAUCCCUGCCACAGUGGACAAUUCUAAAAACCUCAUCAACAAUUCUACAAAUGUGACUUUCUCUACCACAGGUUCUACUGCCUCAAUGGGGACACGCCACAGACAAAAUGAUUGGGUUAAAACGCCUGAAACUAGAGAAGAGGACUUACAGUUUGACCUUGCUAUCAUGGAGGGAGACAUUCUGGUUUCGGAAGACCGAUUAGCUGUGAAGUCACUUUGGCCUGAGAAUGAAGGUGUCACUUCUAUCCCCUACAAGAUCAACGAUUAUCUGGUGGACAGAAAGGAAACUAUACUAGCAGCGUUCAAGAUGAUUUCAGACCAGACGUGUAUCUUCUUCCACGAAUACACCAAUGAGAUGAACUACAUCGAGUUCAUCUCUGGGACAGGCUGUGCGUCGUAUGUAGGUUUUCAGGGCGGGGCCCAGUCUCUGUACUUCGGUAGAGCCUGUAACGUGGGGAACCUGUGUCAUGAGCUGAUGCAUGCCCUGGGCCUGCACCAUGAACACACACGGCCAGACCGUGACCAAUACGUCACUAUACAGUGGGACAACGUGGUCCCAGGAAAAGAAGAUAACUUUAAGGUGAAGAAAGGAGACACUCAGGACCUGCCCUAUGACUACGACUCCAUAAUGCACUAUGGAACAUACUACUUCUCAUCAAACCGGAACCCCACUAUUGGCUCCAAGAAGAGUGGAGUCCAGAUUGGACAGAGAAAUCACCUGAGCCCCCUGGACAUAACACGCCUUAACAAACUCUAUCAAUGUGAAUAACAAUGCACAGUUUAGCAUUUAUUACACCAUUGAAGAUUUCAACACUGCUGCUGUCGACUGAAGAUUCCAACACAAAUGGCACUGACAUUUUAACUUCUCAACAAUGAAUAAGUUGAACUAGUCCCUUAAAGCUUUCUGAUGUAUUAUACGUGUGUUCAGCAGCAGGCAGUAGUUUAAUUUGUCCUGUGUGCUCUUGCUGCCUUGAAUUAGGCCUAUUCCACUGCACUUGUCUUGGAAAUAAAUAAAAUGACCUAGACUGAAAAGAA
Molecule: messenger RNA, 6353 nt
Organism: Salvelinus fontinalis (brook trout)
Lineage: Eukaryota; Metazoa; Chordata; Actinopteri; Salmoniformes; Salmonidae
Product: astacin-like metalloprotease toxin 5
Exons: 12
Coding region: 5230-6087 (285 amino acids)
Biological process (GO): proteolysis
Molecular function (GO): metalloendopeptidase activity; zinc ion binding
Source: RefSeq, a predicted model, not a curated record